This is a messenger RNA of Procambarus clarkii (red swamp crayfish), 2985 nucleotides long. The record is from RefSeq and is a predicted model, not a curated record. NCBI's taxonomy places the organism in Eukaryota, Metazoa, Arthropoda, Malacostraca, Decapoda, Cambaridae.
AUGGAGCGGUUACUACGGCCCGAGCGGUUUGUUACUGACCCAAACGCCACCAACGCCGCUCAGGAAUGGCGUCACUGGCUCAAGACGUUCCAAAACUUCACUCUAGCAGUAGAAGAAAAUACUCCCACCGUGGACAAGCUGCGUCUCUUAAUAAACUACGUUGCUCCACGUGUGUUCGACUACAUAGCUGACUGCACUACGUAUGAUGCGGCUGAAAAAUCCCUAACAGAACUGUUUGUGAAGCCCAAGAAUGAAGUAUUCGCAAGGUAUGUGCUUGCAACACGACGCCAAGAACCCGGUGAGUCGCUUGACCAGUUUCUUCAGGCAUUAAAGUUAUUAGCUAAAGAUUGCCAGUUCAAAGCAGUGACUGCUGUAGAAGCUUGUGAUAACUAUGUGAGAGAUGCUUUCAUUAAUGGGCUAGGUUCUGCCACAAUAAGGCAGCGCUUACUUGAAAAUAAAACUUUAGACUUACAGUCAGCCUUUGACCAGGCUCACACUCUAGAAACGGCACAGAAACUUUCUGCCUCUUAUGCUCAGCCAGGGGCUACAAACGCUGCCAUGGCACUCUCAUUAGACCUGGAGGACUCAGGAGGACAAGAAAGUGUAGAAGAAAAAGUUGACACAGUUUCUGCAGCUACAACUAGUGGUUUAAAGUGCUUCUUUUGUGGUUACACUCGACAUCCUCGCAGUCGAUGUCCAGCUAGAGAGGCUCUGUGUAUGAAUUGCAAGAAAAAGGGUCAUUAUGCUAAGGUCUGCCGAUCUCUGAAACAGACUAACAGUGCUUCAAACACCCAACAUUCCGCUGCUAUGCUCGCUACUUUAGCUGGGACUUCGCCCUCAUGCCUCAAUAAAUCAGUCCUUAGCUCUAAGAUCAAUGGUAUUCCAGUCAGUGCACUGAUUGACACUGGUAGCUCUGAGAACUUUAUUCAUAAGAAUAUUGCCGAGCAGAGUGGGUUACUCGUCUAUCCUGACAAUGGGGCAGUUUCUAUGGCUACUGUAUCGUUCUCUUCAAAAUUCCUGGGUCAGUGUUCUGUAGACUUAGAAUUGCAAGGAGAAACUUACCAUGGUGUGAAUCUCAAAGUGUUACCCGAUUUGUGUGCUGAUGUGAUUUUAGGCCAUAACUUUUUACAAAAUCAUUCUGUGCUCGAGAUGGCUUUUGGAGGAGAUAGACCUCCCCUUAGAAUAUGUGGAUUAGCUGCCGUCAAAGUUCCGGCUCCAUCUCUCUUCAGUAAUUUAGCACCAGACUGCAAGCCGAUUGCUGUAAAAUCCAGACGCUAUUCUGAGGCUGACAAGUUGUUUAUUGAAUCUGAGACCGCUCGGAUGCUACGUGAAGAGAUAAUUAGACCCAGUCAUUCUCCAUGGAGAGCCCAGGUAUUAGUAACUAAAGGAGAACAUCACAAGAAAAGAAUGGUUGUAGAUUAUUCACAAACAAUCAAUCGAUUCACGGGGCUGGAUGCCUACCCCUUACCACAUAUAGAUGAGAUUGUGAAUAAUGUUGCUAGAUUUAAAGUAUACAGCACGCUAGACUUGAGAAGUGCUUACCAUCAAGUGGGUUUAACAGAGGAAGAAAAACCCUAUACAGCCUUUGAAGCUUGUGGGAAGCUUUUUGAAUUUAAUCGUAUCCCUUUUGGGGUCACUAAUGGAGUGGCCAGUUUUCAAAGAGUAAUUGAUGGCAUCCUUGAGAAAGAAGGAGUGGAGGGCACCUUCGCUUAUGUAGAUGAUGUCUGUGUGUGUGGAGAUUCUGAGGAAGACCAUGAUAAAAAUCUGAAACAUUUUAUGGACGUUGCAAGAAGGUAUAACCUGACCCUGAAUCUUGAAAAGUGUAGUUUUCGACUCCGGUCUAUAAAGCUGUUGGGAUAUCUUAUACAAGAAGGAGAAAUUAGACCUGACCCGGAACGCCUCGAGCCACUGUUAAAACUUCCACUACCAAGCAACACAGGUUCUUUACGCAGAACAAUGGGAAUGCUUGCACAUUACUCCCGUUGGGUGCUGGGUUUUUCUGAGAAGAUCCGUCCUCUCUCUCAUGCCAAUGAUUUUCCCUUAUCUGCUGCCGCUGCAAAAGCUUUUGAAGGAUUGAAACAAGACAUUGCUGAGGCAGUGGUUCGAGCAAUCGACCCAACAGCUCCUUUCGCUGUGGAAACCGAUGCUUCAGAUCAUGCUAUUGCCGCUACCCUAACCCAGAAUGAACAACCAGUAGCUUUCUUCUCCCGAACACUUUCAAAUAGUGAACAAAGGCACUCAUCAGUGGAGAAGGAAGCUUAUGCCAUUGUGGAAGCCCUAAGGAAGUGGCGACACUAUCUCAUUGGACGCCAUUUUCGGCUUGUGACUGACCAGCGCAGUGUUGCUUUUAUGUUUAACUCUAAAUCAGCUGGUAAGAUUAAAAAUGAUAAAAUUGCUAGAUGGCGAGUCGAACUCUCCUGUUACCACUAUGACAUUGUAUAUCGCCCAGGUAAAAAGAACAUACCAGCUGAUGCAUUCUCACGUGUAUGUGGUGCCACCAGUGUGGAUGAAUUAAAGGAAUUGCAUGACAAUCUGUGUCACCCUGGAGUGUCUCGUAUGGCUCAUUUUGUCCGAUGUCGAAAUCUGCCUUAUUCUGUGGAAGAAGUGAAGAAGAUGACUAAUUCUUGCUCUGCAUGCUCUGAACUUAAACCUCGGUUUUGCAAGUUUGACUCUGGGCAUUUGAUUAAAGCUACUCAGCCAUUUGAAAGACUCAACAUAGAUUUUAAAGGACCACUUCCAUCACAUUCAAGGAAUAAAUAUAUCCUUACUGUUGUAGAUGAAUUCUCUAGAUUCCCUUUUGCAUUCCCUUGUUCAGAUAUGACUACUGGUACAGUAAUUCAGUGCCUGGUGCAGUUGUUUGCAAUCUUUGGUAUGCCUGCAUAUAUACACUCUGAUAGGGGAACUUCCUUUAUGUCUGAGGAGUUGAAAGAUUUUUUACUUAGAAAAGGGGUAGCAACUAGCCGUACGACUCCUUACAACCCUUGA